UGAAAGAGAAAAAAAAAAGAGGAGGUCCCUUUCUCUAUCCAUCGGCCUUCGUCAGUUCACAGCUCCGCAUCCCCCGUCGUCGCGCCGUCGGGUCCAAACCCUAGCUCUCCCCACGCCCCCCAAAUCCUGGCCUCCCGGAGCUCCGAUUCCCUGCCCCGCCGCGCGAUUCCGUCCCUACCCUGGCGCCCUGCGCCCCCGAUUGACCCCGCAUCCUGCUAGAUCCGCCCAAAUGGAGCCCAAGGAGGCGCCCCCGCCGCCGCCCCAGCCCCAGCCCUCCACGGAGGAGGAAGGGAUGCUCUCCGUCACGGCCGCCAUGGCGAGAGACGCCGCCGUGCUGUUCCAGAGCCGCCGCUACGCCGACUGCGCCGAGGUGCUCGCGCAGCUCCUGCUCAAGAAGGAGGGCGACCCCAAGGUCCUUCACAAUAUGGCCAUUGCAGAAUCUUUCUUGGAUGGUUGUCCGGACCCAAAGAAGGUGCUUGAAAUCCUAGGCAAUGUUAAGAGAAGAAGUGAAGAGCUUGCUUGUGCAUCUAGACAAAAAGCUGAUUCUGCCAAUGGGACCGGAAACAGUGCUUCUUCUGGAUCAAGAGGCAGUGGCAUUAUACCUCUGAUUUCUGCUGCAAAUAGUGCGACAACCUAUGGGGAUGAGUUUGACACAACCAUAAUAACAUUUAACACUGCUGUUAUUCUUUACCACCUUCAUGAUUAUGAAUCUGCGCUUUCUAUUUUGGAUCCAUUGUACCGUAAUAUUGAACCAAUUGAUGAGACAACUGCUCUUCAUGUAUGCUUUCUGUUAUUGGAUAUUACCUUAGCUUUGCAAGAUGCAUCAAAAGCUGCGGAUAUAAUUCAGUACCUGGAGAGAUCAUUUGGAGUAGUCAACGUGACAAACCAGAAUGAAAAUGCUACUACAGCUCAGCAGCAGUCAGGUCAACCAAAGCCUUCUGGAAAGAUUAGCACACCUCCAGAUUCUGAUUCAAAUACUUGUGCUGGUGGAUCUGAGAACCUUUCGGCAGGAAAUUUUUCUGAUGAUACACUUGAGUUUGAAUCUUUUUACUCUACCUUGGAUGGUGGUAAUCAGAACUUGGGCAGACCAAUUUUAAAUGAUUUCUCAAGGGCUUCAGCUGAUCUUGCUGCCACUGCUGCUGAUUUGAAAGUUAGACUGCAAAUAUACAAGGUCCGGCUUCUGCUUCUCACAAGGAACCUUAAGGUUGCGAAGCGAGAACUGAAAGUUCUGAUGAACAUGGCACGUGGUAGGGAUUCAUCAACGGAGCUUCUCCUGAAAUCUCAGUUGGAAUAUGCCAGAGGAAACUAUCGCAAGGCUGUGAAGCUGCUGAGCACACCCAAUAAUCGGAGUGAACCAGCAAUGCUGGCCAUGUUCUACAACAAUCUUGGUUGCAUACUCCACCAACAGAGAUCGAACCAUACCUCAGUAUGGUGCUUCAGCAAAGCAUUGAAAUACAGCUUAUCUCUUCGUUCAGAGAAACCAUGCAAGCUGACCGCAAUAUCACAAGACAAAUCUUGUCUUAUUUCAUACAACUGCGGCGUCCAACAUUUGAUGUGUGGGAAACCUUUCUUAGCAGCUCGCUGUUUUCGUGAAGCCAUGCCGCUCUUGUGCAACAGGUCCCUUUUUUGGCUCCGUUUUGCUGAGUGUAGCCUGCUAGCUCUGGAAAAGGGUAUCCUCACUGCAAAUGGCGCCACUUCAUGCAAUGAUGAGAUUGAAGUUGAUGUUGUGGGGUCAGGGAAAUGGCGGCACUUAGUUAUCAACCCAGUAAAGCCAAGUCAUUUUUCAGAUUCUGGGGAAGAGGUAACUUUGGACAAAAAUGGAAAUUUGAUAUCCCUUAGAUUUGCUAGACAGUGUCUACUCAAUGCCCAAGUUUUAUUGGAUCCCUCCGAGAAAGAAAAUCUGGUCAUUGCAUCAGGCACAGAGGAAUCCAACCAAACAUCACUGCAAGGCCCGAAAGGCUCAGGUCAGAAGAAUAUUCAUACAGAUUCCAAACCACCUGGUCCAGUAUUAACUAAUGCAAAUGGAGAACAGAAGGGAAUGACAAACUUGAAUGUCACCUUGCAGAGCUCUCUUGCUUUGUAUGAUGACAUAUGUAGAAAAGAGAACCUCAAAAUCAGACAAGCCAUCCUGGGGGACCUUGCAUUUAUUGAACUGUGUCUUCAGAAUUACUUGAAAGCUUUAUCUAUUGCUAAGUCACUACAGCAGCUGCCUGAAUGUUCCAGGAUAUAUGUUUUCCUCAGCCAUGUAUAUGCAGCUGAAGCUCUAUGUGCACUGAAUAGACCAAAGGAGGCUGCCGAGCAAUUAACUGUAUAUUUGAGAGACGGUGAUGAUAUUGAGUUGCCUUACAGUGUUGAGAAUUGUGAGAAGGCCCUUGUUGAGAAAGACAGCGAUGGUGAAGAUUCGGUUGCUCCAGUAGUCACAAAGUUGUCCUCAGGAGAAUCUCAAUAUCCAGAAAGCCUCAAGCCUGAGGAAGCACAGGGUGUUCUUUAUAUUGACUUGGGCAUGACAGCUGCCGUGCAGGGAGAGUUUGAGCAGGCUAACUAUAUGGUAAGCCGUGGUGUUGCCUUGUUGCCCAACAACCCUAGGGCAGUGCUAGCAUCAGUUUAUGUGGACCUUCUGCAAGGGAAGUCGCAAGAGGCUAUCGCCAAGUUGAGACGGUGUAGAAAUGUGAGAUUUAGGAGGCAUAGUGUAGCAGUCAGCAGCUAAGAUAGGACCGAUCCCCCCUUUUGAUGAUUUCUGUAGUUGAUAAUUGCCAUUUCAUCUUUUGGACCCUGACCCCAGCCCAGGUGGAUGAUCGAAGAUCGUAAUGUUCUUGUGUGUACCAUACAUAAGAAGAAGAAGAAGAAGAAGAAGAAGAAAAACUGUAGAUCUCCCUCCUUUCCCCACUUUAAAAGCUUUCCCUGAUUCAGGGGUGUAUUGUGUCGGAGUUAUAUCGUUUUAGUUUUGCCGCUCUUUGGACAGAAGAGGGAUGAAAUAGUUUACGAUA
Molecule: messenger RNA, 2987 nt
Organism: Oryza brachyantha (malo sina)
Lineage: Eukaryota; Viridiplantae; Streptophyta; Magnoliopsida; Poales; Poaceae
Product: CCR4-NOT transcription complex subunit 10
Exons: 6
Coding region: 230-2707 (825 amino acids)
Biological process (GO): negative regulation of translation; mRNA catabolic process
Cellular component (GO): CCR4-NOT complex
Molecular function (GO): protein binding
Source: RefSeq, a predicted model, not a curated record